CCUCCUGGAUGGACAAAGCAUACUGAACCGCCUUCGGAUCAGAUACUCGAGUUGCAGCUUGUACUAUCACAUCCGGGAUACAGCGAGCUCGAGAACCACCUACUCCAGAUCAGCGACCCUAGCAAUUCGCGCUAUGGCAUGCACCUGUCAAAGGAGGAGGUGCAUGCGCUUAUGGCACCGACUCAGGACACGCACGAGGUCGUAAACGAGUGGCUCGCGUCUCAUGGUCUUGACGAAAGCUCGCUGGUGCGUUCUUCGAUCAAGGAUUGGGUGUCUUUUCUAGUCCCCGUCUCGUUAGCUGAGGAGAUGUUUGAUACGCAUUUUCACGUCUACAAGCACGACCAGUCCGCAGAGGCUGUCAUUCGAACGACGAGCUAUAGCCUCCCUGAGGUGCUUCACGCACACAUCGACCUCGUCCAUCCUAUGAUAAUGUACACCUCCCCAAAGCCCUUCAGGUCGGCGCUCCACUUCGCAGGCGGCGAGCGCAGGGACGUGGACGUCAUGGCGACUACCACUGGUACCGUUACCAGUCCCUCGGGCAACACGGUCAACGCAUCAUGCAAGUCCACCAUCACACCGGACUGCCUUCGUCAGCUGUACAACGUCGGCAAUUACACGUCGUCUGCGUCGAACGGGAAUAGUAUCGCUGUUACUGCGUAUAUACAGGAGUACGCCAACUUUGCGGAUUAUCAACAGUUCCUACGUGCGCAGGCUCCCGAUGCAGCGGGUUCGAACUUUUCUGUGAUAUCUAUCGCUGGUGGUCAAAAUAACCAGACGCUCAAUCAGUCAGGCGAAGAAGCGGCGCUGGACAUCGACUACGCAUUCAGCUUGGCACACCCCAUCCCAAGUACCUUCUACACCGUUGGAGGUACACCCACAGGGAUAAACUGGACGUUGCCUAUCUUAGAGUUCAUCGAUUACGUAUUGAACCAGACCGAUAUACCCCAGGUUAUUUCCACCAGCUACGGUCAGCCCGAGGACACAGUGCCAUUCAGCUACGCAAAUAAGGUUUGUCAGGGCUUUGCUGCUCUAGGUGCUCGUGGUGUUUCUGUUCUCUUCGCCUCUGGCGACUACGGUGUGGGACUUUGCGAGGCAAACGCGACUAACCCACAAUUCCAACCGCAAUGGCCAGCUACCUGCCCUUACGUAACCAGCGUCGGCGCAACUCAGGAUAUCCCGGAAGUUGCAUGGCAGUACUCGGGAGGCGGGUUCAGCAGCUACUAUCCUCGGCCACCUUACCAAGACGAGGCUGCGCAAGCGUUUCUGUCACAAGUCGGAAGCGCCUACGAAGGCCAGUAUAACUCGAGCGGUCGCGGACACCCAGACAUCUCAGCCCAAGGCGUCAACUACCUCAUAAUCAAGGGUGGCAAUGUCACGUCCGCCUCCGGCACGUCCGCCUCGAGUCCCGUCGUAGCUGCGCUUGUCGCAAUGCUCAACGACGCUCGCAUCAAGGCGGGUAUGUCUACCCUUGGCUUUCUUAACCCAUUGUUGUACUCGCAAGGUGCCUCCGCUCUGAACGAUAUCACUAAGGGAAGUAACCCGGGAUGUGGUACACCGGGCUUCAACGCUACGAAGGGAUGGGACCCGGUCACUGGCCUUGGAACACCAGAUUUUUCAAGACUCAAGGACCUUGUGCUAUCCUCCAACAUUUCAUUGUCGGAUUAAACCAUAAUCGCAUCGAAUGUUCUCCCUUUGGACAUCGAUGAAUUAAGGGUUAGAUUACAUAAAGUUACUGACAAACGCGUGCCCUCUUUGAUCGAGUUUUAUUAAUC
This is a messenger RNA of Coniophora puteana RWD-64-598 SS2, 1772 nucleotides long. RefSeq lists its product as uncharacterized. Gene Ontology annotation, molecular function: serine-type endopeptidase activity; tripeptidyl-peptidase activity. The record is from RefSeq and is a predicted model, not a curated record. Gene Ontology annotation, biological process: proteolysis. NCBI's taxonomy places the organism in Eukaryota, Fungi, Basidiomycota, Agaricomycetes, Boletales, Coniophoraceae. The transcript has 12 exons. Bases 139 to 1665 code for a protein of 508 amino acids.